Saitoella complicata NRRL Y-17804 is the source of this 592-nucleotide messenger RNA. RefSeq lists its product as uncharacterized. Lineage: Eukaryota; Fungi; Ascomycota; Saitoellomycetes; Saitoellales; Saitoellaceae. The record is from RefSeq and is a predicted model, not a curated record. The transcript has a single exon. The coding region runs from base 135 to 392 and encodes 85 amino acids.
CUCCCCUUACAUACGACUUCUUCGCAUGACGCUUGGCGAAACCCAAGGUCCGCUGUCUGAAGAGUGGGGGGUUCCUUUGUUGACCCGAGAGACGUUGUAUAAGACCAAUUUACGAAGUCGCUCUUCAAUGCCUCAUGGGUCACACACCUCAGUCUCUUCCUCAACUCCAUAAUCCUCUCCCGCAUAAAUCCACUCGUCAUCCCCCCCUUCUCCUCCCCAAAACUGCACGAAAUCCCCCCCCGCACAAAACCCUUCCUCAUACCGCCAAAUCAAACAACUUUCCCACCCCUAUGUACAUGUACAUUCACUUCUUCUCUGGGGAGCUCAAGUCCUUCUUCUCACCAGACACCCUAGUCAUACUGAUCUCGCCUCCACGAGAACAUGCAGCGUAGACAACAUGCCCACACGGUUGGAGAUUCCCUGGAUUCAGCCCAACGGGAUGUGCUAUCUGUGGGUUCGAAUGAGUGUCCGGCCUACACCCAUAAUGUCACAAAAAAGCCCAGGAAGACAGGAGAGAGGCAAGACGUACUCUUGGCCCUUUUCCUUCAAUUCUCCCGAAGACAUGGAGCUCGUCUGGCAGUGAAUGCUAUCG